Messenger RNA from Platichthys flesus (European flounder), 14981 nucleotides. It is a transcript of the gene hydin, whose product is annotated as HYDIN axonemal central pair apparatus protein. The record is from RefSeq and is a predicted model, not a curated record. Lineage: Eukaryota; Metazoa; Chordata; Actinopteri; Pleuronectiformes; Pleuronectidae. The transcript is spliced from 92 exons. Bases 2 to 14860 code for a protein of 4952 amino acids. Gene Ontology annotation, biological process: axonemal central apparatus assembly; cilium movement. Gene Ontology annotation, cellular component: axoneme.
GAUGACCAUGCAGACAAAGCUGUCAAAGAGCAGAGAGUCUCUGCCUUACGGACACAAACUUGUUCUGACGGAGGACAAGUCAAGAAGGGUGACUCCAUCUGUUUACACCCAGGAGAUGCUACAGUCCACAGAGGAGCGCCUGGCAAACACCAAGGAGAUGCACCCGCCCCGGAUCCUGGAGCUCUUCGACAUGAGCAAGACGACACAUCACAAAUUGUCCUUGGUGGACCUAGACCAGGCACUUUUCCAGCCCUGCCCUUCCGAGCUGUGCUUCCAGAACUUCUGUCCUGCACAGACCUACAAGCUGCCGCUAAUCCUCUUCAACAUGGACAAGGUUUCUCGACAAGUGAAGCUGGAGCUGCGGGUCUCAGAGUAUUUCCAUGUGGAAUCCUCAAAGGAUUCAGCUAGCAAGGUUGCACCAGGAAUGUCUACGACUUUCACAGUAUGCUUCACCCCGCAAGAGAACAAGGACUACGACCACAGGCUGUUUUUCGUGACCGAGAGAGAGCGGUUCGAGGUGCCGGUCCGCGCCAUCGGGCCACGGGCCAUCCUUGACUUCCGAGAUGAGCUCUAUCUACCGCUCUGUCCCGUGAAAGCCUCCACAGAGAGGACUCAGCUAGUCCGCAACAAAGGAAACCGCAUGGCUAAGUUCACGCUGCACACACAAAGGCCUUUCUCAGUGACGCCCUCCUCUGGGACUCUUGAUACCGGCGAGAGCAUGCAGGUGACAGUGAAUUUCCACCCAAUGACCACAGGAGACCACAGCGAGGACCUGCACCUGCACUACCACACUGGUGAGGACGUGUGCAUCAGCCUGUACGGAGCUUGUGAGGAGAUGAACUUGAAUCUAAACCCAGACUCUAUCGUGUUGACCAACACUUACAUCUCCAUGGCCAACGUAAACAACGUGUCUCUCACCAACACCAGUGACAUCCCCAUUCACUACUGCUGGUCAGUGUGGCCCAGCCUGGAAGAGCAGGACCUGUGCUUAUUGAGGGACAGCCCAGCGCUCCUCAAGAAGGAGGAGGUGGAAAAGGAGCGGUUGAUUCUUCAGUGUGAGUCUGACCCUAUGGCGAUCCACCCCCUGCUGGCCAGAGCUGUGCAGGAACGUAGGAGCCAGGAUUCAAAGGACUACUUCCUGGCCCUCUCACACAGCUGCAUAACCGUGGAUCCAAUGGAAGGUGAAAUAUGGCCCAACGUCACUGCACAGUUCAACAUCGUCUUCAAGCCAGAGGAGUCCAAGCUCUACCAACAGACCAUAUACUGUGAUGUCACAGGUCGUGAGUCUCGGUUACCCCUCACAAUCCAGGCUGAGGGCAUGGGACCUAAACUCCGCCUCAACUACAACCUGUUGGACAUGAAAAAUGUUUUCAUCGGUAGCAAAAAUUGUUUUGAGGUACUGGUUUCCAACAAGGGGCUGAUUGAUGGCCCCUUCCAGCUGUCAUGUCCCGACACCACUUUCGGACGAUGUUUCUCCUUCAGUCCCGAGGAAGGUGUCAUUCCCUCUGGGGGCUGCCAGAUUGUGGAGGUCACCUUCCACAGUCGCAUCCUGGGAACCUUCUCUGAGGACUUGCAGCUGGCUGUCACAGGGCAGCCCAGACCACUUACCUUGACCUUCAGGGGCUGCGUAGUUGGUCCCACAUUCCACUUCAAUGUCUCAGAGCUCAAUUUUGGAGAUGUGGCCUUUGGCUUCCCAUUUACAACGGUUUGCACCCUCUUCAAUACCUCUCUGGUGCCGAUGACCUUUGCCCUACGUGUCCUUGGAGAUGGACUGGGAUCGCCGAGUGUUAGUUGCUCCCAACAGGUAUCUGAGAUGUCCAGAAACAAUUGGCAAAGCUGCGCUGUUAGAGACAUUCAUGCACGGCCUGUGGAGUUCACCGUCAAACCUGCCGUCGGCUCCGUUCGGGCCUUGUCCGAUGUCACCAUUAAGGUGACGCUGUGCUCCAACACAGCCGGGAGCUACAGGCUGGCGCUGGUGGUGGAUGUCGACGGUGUCGGGAAGGAGAUCAAGACUCUGCCCAUCAAUGCCAGAUGUGUUGUGCCUGAGAUUGUGCUGGAGACCCCGGUGUUGGAUUUUCAGAGAUGUUUCCUCAAUUACUCCUAUGAACAGCAAGUGCGGCUCAGCAACCCCAGCACUCUGCCGGUCUGCUACGGGCUGCUCGACCAGGAAUAUGAGGAGAAUCCAUCACAGCUUUUUGGCAGUUCUCGACCCAGAGGAGUGAUUUUUCCUCACACUUCCGAGAUGGUUCCCGUGUUCCUGCUGACUAAGGCUGUUGGAAGGCUGCAGCACAGUCUACAUAUUGCGGUGUAUGGCAGUGUUCAUCCACCCCUGGAGGUGGUCCUGUCGAGUAUUGGACAGGGUCCAGUUGUUCAUGUACAGAACCCACAGCUGGACUUCGGCAAAAUCCCAGUUCUGACAGACGUCACCAGGACCCUCCAACUGUCAAACCAGUCCCCUACUCCAGCCAACUUCAGGGCUCGCAUGAGCCGCGGGAAGUCCUUCUGGCGUGUGAAGCCCAGUGAGGGUGAAGUACCACCGAACAGCCAGCUGGAGCUUUGUGUAGUUGUGAACCUGAAGGACACAAUCGAGUUCCAGGACAGAAUGGAAGUGUCCAUCCAGCACAGUAGAACGCUCAAGGUCCCGCUGUCUGCCACAGGCACCGGCACCACAAUUGUUAGUGACAAGCCUUUUGCCCCAAUCCUUGACUUAGGGACAUACUUCAGUCAUGAGCCAUGCCAGUACCACUUCAAGCUGACCAACCAAGGCCAACGGGUUCACCGGAUGUACUGGGGGACUGAUGGCAACCCGCCCCAGACCAAAACCCGCAGGUGGAACAACUUGUCUGGUCGACCCGUCCUGCCCCCCAUCUCGGACCCCAAGAAGAAGGAUGUCCAGAAGCGUGGAUCUCUACUCUCCUGUCAUAGAGACAAGCCAGUGUUCAGCCUCAUGCCUUGUCGGCUGGAGCUUUUCCCAGGCUGCUCGGCUGAUAUGGUGCUGACGGGAUCCUCAGACUCAAACAAGGUUGUACAGGAGCGUCUGCUGUGCAAAGCCAUCGUGGGUCAGCAGGGCUCUUACGAGGUGCUCAUGUCUGUAGAUGUCACCUGUCGCUUUGUUGCUCCUGUGCUCGACUUCUCCUCAAAACAGCUGAACUUCUACAUCGAGAAGGUUCCAGGAAAUGAUAUCAGGCCUCUCUAUGAGAAACUGGUCUUGAAGAACGUGUCGUCUCUGAACCUGUCCAUGAAGCUCUCUCUUGUGGAGCCAUUCUCUCUGUGUGAUGCCCCCGGAGCACAGAGCUCAGCUUCCACAAGGUCCAUGGCUUUAGGUGACGGGAAACAGGCUGACUUGUGGGUGUGCUUUCAUCCAGAUUGUCAAGAUCGGGAGUCACGAGUCGUGGAGGAGUUCCUUGAGGUGCAGUACGAGGGACACCCACAGAAGGAUUUGGUGGCGCUGCACGGUGAAGUCCACUUCCCCAACCUGCACUUCUCCUCCACCACAGUGGACUUUGGCUGCGUGCUCAACCACUCAGAGACUAAAAGAACAAUCACAAUCACCAACUGCUCCAAGUUGCCUGUGUCCUACCGCUGGGCCUUCCGGGAGAACCAGAAUCACCUCAGAGAGACAGAGAUGCCAGAAGAAGAGAAUGUGCCUGACGAUGGGAGAAGACAUCCUCCUUCCUCUUUAGCUCCCCUGAACCCAAGGACUGGUGUGGAUGAGGUUUUUGACGUCUUGCCGUUGUACGGUCGCCUGCAGCCUGGAGACCAGCAGCUCGUGAAUUUGUCUUUCUAUGGCCACACACACAUCAGCAGAGAGGUGACAGCCCUGUGCCAUGUGGAGGAGGGGCCCACAUAUGAAAUGAAACUCAGGGGAGAAGCGUCAGUAAUCAGCUACAGCCUUGACCUCACCCACGUUAACUUGGGUGUGCAGCUUUUCGAUCACGUCGGGGAAGGUGAGGUGACCCUGAGGAAUACUGGCAAAGUGGGCUUCAAAUUCAACAUCACACACCCACAAAACCAGGAGGAGGCAGCAGCUCUGCGGAAGGCCCCAGAAGAGGAGGAACAUCGACAAGAUGCAAAAGAUAAAGGAGAGAAUGAAGAGCUGCAGAUAGUCAGACCUGGUCAGCUCAUGGUCGUCCCAGCCUUGGGUUACAUCGAUGCUGGUGCGGAGCAGCGCCUGCGUGUGCUCUACCUCCCCGGCACCCCAGAGGUUUUUGAGAAGCGGCUCCAGCUGAACGUGGCGUUCCUUCCAGCUCAGGACAUCACUGUGACUGGAGAGGGAGUGUUCCCAAGGAUCAGCCUGGACCUACCUCGAAACCUGUCAAACGAGUGCUACAGUGACGCGGUGCAACAGGCCCGAACAACUGUGGAGGCAAAGGGGGUCUCUGCAAAUGGUGAAGGAUCGACAGCAGAGUAUGAAAAGCUGCUUUACCAGGAGGUCGACAGAGCGCUGGUCAAAGAAAACGCUCUCACCAUGACUGCCAGCUUCCUGAAGCUCAGGUGCUCGGGGAGCUCCUUUCGGAAGUGUGACAAACUUAGCAAGUUCCUGCUGCCAGAGUACGUUCUGGAUUUUGGUCAUGUGAUUCCCAGGACAGUUCUCCACCACACUGUGAAUGUCACCAACUCUGGAUCAGUACCUGUGUCGUUUCAGGCUAAUCACAAACCGCUCGCCGACACAGGUUUCAGCGCUGAGUUUGAUCGGGUGAAGAAUCUGCCCUGUGCUGAGACUCGGAGCUUCACAGUUAAAUUUGAUCCUCAAGGAGCCAAACAGCAGCUGGGAUAUAUCAGGGUUGUCCUGCCGAUACAGGUUGCAGGAGGUCCGAUGGUGCAGGUGCGGCUGAGCGCAGUGGUGAACGUGCCGGCAGUUACUGUUUCCACAGAUUCACUCCAGUUCGACUCUGUACAGUGUGGAAUGUGUCAGAUCAAGAUAAUACAGCUGGUUAAUCAUGAGUCUGUGCCCUGCGACUGGAGCCUGGCUGAGCACGUGAAGCCUUUUCCAAAGGUUGACAAGUUCCUGCCUCUUCAUCUGCGUAAGAAAGUCCGGCAGGCGCAGCGAUCCCCUCCGCCGGUGUUUACGAUGAUUCCCUCCUCCGGCGUGCUGGCCCCUGGUGAACAAGUCAACGUCCACGUACGGUUCAGUCCAACUGAAGGGCAUGCGUACCACCGGCAGCUCAUGGUCCGCGUCGCUGACAACACGGAGCCGGUGAUCAUUACUGCCCAAGGUCAGGGGGAGGAGCCACAGCUUGAGUUCUGCCCGUCGGUGCUGGAGCUGGGACCUUGCCUGCCUUCGUCCACUGACGUAGAGUCUGAGGUCAUCGUCAGAAACCCCUGCUCGUUUCCCAUUGAGUUCUACUCUCUGGACUUCGACACACAGUAUCUGGAGGAAGAGAAGAUCCUGCGUCUGAUGCAAGGUUAUGAUGAGAACAACAUAUUGCUGCUGCCCCCCAGAGUCCCUGGAGAAAGUCUUCCCAGAGAACUGCUCGACUACUACAAGGAACAUUGCUCCCAGCUGAAAGAAGAUGGUAGAUUCAUAGACAAGCAUUUAAAUCAUACACUUGCAUAUUCAAUCAUAAUCAUUUCAGAGAUGGCCACAGAGGAAAGCAGUGGGAAAGUGGGAGAGCUCGGAACGAACCCAGUCUCCAGAGCGAUUGCCCGCCACAUGCGUGACAACCUUCCACCGGAGAAUCUGGCCGCACGAGACAGCAUAGGCAUUUCGAUAAUUGUGUAUGGAGCUCCACAGACAGGUGGGAGCAACACAGCCGCUGCUCUGGCUCGUCACUAUGGAGCUGCAUGUGUCAGUGUUGAUGCAGUGGUUACAGAUGUGCUGACUCAUGGCACCUCACCUGUUGGCUUGAUGGCAAGACAACUCUAUGACUUUGCUGCUGCAGAGUACGCUAGGAAAGAGGCUGCUCAGAAAACAGAUGGAACCAAAGAACCAGAACCUGCAGAACAUGAUGAAGCCUCAGACCCAAGUAAAGAUUCACCUCCGGCUUUACUGCAACUUGUUCCAAAAGCAAAUGAGGAAGGCUUCAGUAGAAACGGCAACAAGAAACCUCAGGAGACUGAAAAACCAUACGAUUCCCUCUGCCUGGGAGGAGAUAUGACCACACUCAGGAGUCUCUUACCUGAUCAUCUACUGGUUGAUAUCCUGGUGGAGAGAUUUCAGGUAAGACAUUCAAAAGACUGCCACCGCGGGGUCGUGAUCGACGGCCUGGAGUCUGUGUUCUCUCAAUCUGUGGCUAGCACGCUGCAAGUCGUCCUCAAGGCCCUGAAAAACAUUAAACACAUCUACGUGGUCAAUUUGUUCGACUCCUUUGUUGCCAGGACGGCACGGGACAGAGCGCAGAGAGAAGCUGAAGAGGCUCUGCAGAAGGAGAAAGAGGAGAGGGAGGAGCAGUGGUUUCUGGAGCUGGAUGAGGAGGAGUAUGACGCUCUGCCAGAGGAGCAGAAAGAAUUUCUUAUACAGCAACAAAAAGACAGAGUCCAACGGCAGAAACUCAGGGAGUUGGAGCAAAUUGCGAAAGAGGAGGAAGAAAAGAUGCAGCAGGAGGAGUUGAACAGGCUGAAAGAAGAAGAGUUGAAGAAGAAGGGUAAAAAGGGUGGAAAGAAAGAUACUAAAGACAGUUCGAGCAGGAAGAGUGCAAUGGAAGGAAAGCUGUUCGUGGAUUCAACAAAUAAACGGAUCUUAUCUACCGCCAACAACUCUAAAGAAUUAAAUGAAGGUUCUCCAAACAAAGAGGCAGAUGAGUCACAAAAGCAGAUGGAAGAAAACAAACAGUUACACGCAGAUCAUUCCACAGAUAAGGCGGAGAUAGAAGAGACUGCGGAAACUGCAGAGAUGAUGACGCUGAGAGAAGAAAGAGAUGUGACGAAAACCAAAAAGAGUGGAGAAGGGUCAGGGAGGAAAGGUCCAUCUGGGGGAAAGGAGUCAGCAGUCGGACAGGAUGCAUCUAAAGUAUCAUCCUAUCAAGGUAAAGAGGGGGGUCACUCACCCAAGAAGACAGAAGAAGCUAAGGGAUUACCUGGAGAGACGCCUCAAACUGAAGACGUGGAGGGAGACACGACUGUGGUGUCUGAGCUGCAGUCUCAGUUCCUUGCCUAUGAGCAGAGUCAAGUGCAGGUGGAGCACAUCCUGAAGCACUGGGACCGGGCCAGGGUCUUGUUGCUGGUCGCGCUUGCCAGUGAAGCUCAACCAGUGCCAGAGGAUCCCCCGGCUGACAAACAGGUUAGUGCAAGUCCUUUUGGCAAAAAGAGCAAGAAACCCGGCGGCAAGACGAUGUCUCCGAUGCCUACGACGGCAGAUGCAGAUAAGGAAGGAGACAAGUUGCCUCCUCCGGUCAUCAUCCCUCACAUUGUGCUCAACGUAACGGAGAAGGACCAUCCCAGUCCUUCAGAGCUGCUCAGAGGCAGCAGCCUGCCUCCACUGGAUGAGGUGUUGGAUCAUUUGGGGCUGGGUCCCAGCAGCACACCCCUCCCGCCUCCCGUCACCUUCUCGGUUGUUCCUUUCCCCCAAAACAGGGAGCAAACAAAUGGUCGACUCACCCGUGAGCCUUUCACCUUCCUAGUUACUUCAGGGCCGGACAAACCUGGUGAAGAGACCAGAGAGUCAGAGGAUGAAUCUAUAAAGGAAGAGCCAACUGUGUCUAAACCUCGCCGCAAGGGCAGCGGUAAGGAGAUCCCAGUAUCAAAGGAGAAGGAUAAAAAAAGCAGAGAGAGUACCAGGAGCAAGAGCCGAACCACAACCAAGAAAAAAUCAAGUCUACCGACCCCCUCGCCUACGCUCAAUGACACCACGGCUGAGGGCAAUGAACCAGACCAUCACCAAGAAAUCUUAGAGCUGAAACGCAAUCAGAGCCUGACAACGUUUCGCUGGGUCGUACCAGCCAACGGGGAAGUGCUUCUGAAGAUCUGGUUCUUCUCUGAGUCCCUGGGGAAGUUUGAACAGACCUUUCACUUUGAGCUCCUGGGAUCCCAGAGACACUACGAGCUCCCCUGCAGAGGAAUUAGCAUGUUUCCCUCCAUCUGCACAGAUUACAUGACUCUGUUUGCUCUCAGUAAUAAGGUGCCACAAAUGAAAGAAGGCCUCCAGAAGAGCUUUGUUGUAAAACCUGGAUAUUUUGAGUUUGGGCCACUGCUUUGUAGCAAGACUAGAGACAGAUUCAAGGAAGACAGGUACCCAGAGAACACGCAGAGGUUGGUGAUUCAUAACAACUCAGGUCUGGAGUCUGAGGUCGAGUUCCAGUUCCAACAUGACAGAAAGGCCAUUACAUUUCUGCUGGACCCUCCAACCAUGACUCUCCAACCAGACGAGAAAAAGGAGUUGACAGUGUGGGCCUACCCGACGAAGGUGGCCCAUAUGAAUGACAGUGUCAUCUGCUGUAUCAAAGACAAUCCAGAGCCUUUCAUUAUCAACUUCUCGUGUUGCGGUGUCCAACCAGAGCUGGAGCUGGAUAGCAGACACAUGCACUUUGACAGAGUUCUGCUGCACAGGCUAAUCAGCCGUAACGUGACACUACGUAAUAAGUCAGCUCUGCCUGUAUCCUGGAGACUGCAUGGUAUAGACGAGUUGGGGGAUGAGUUCAGUGUGCCACAGGAUCAGGGCAUCCUCUCAUCCAACUGUUCUUUCCCCCUGACCUUAAACUUCAGGGCCAAGAAGCCACUACACAUCAAGAAGACCUUGCGUUUGGAGGUGUCGGACGCUGAGAACAUUGUCGGCAUCUUACAAACUGAACACAUAGUGGUCCAAGCUGAAGCCUAUGAUGUAGCUCUGGACAUCUCACCAGAUGGAUGUCUAGACUUUGGAACUGUUCAAGCCUUUGAAGGGAAUAACCUCCCUCUGAAGAUGACAAACCAAGGAAAAUAUGAAAUCUCUUACAAGUUCAUGUUGGAGCGGACGGAACCAAACCAGCCAGACCUAGACUCCAUUUUCACCGUGUCCCCCCAGUGUGGCAGUCUAAUGCCCAAAGAAAAGGCGACACAAGUUCAGAUCCAUCUCAAACCCAAAUGUGAACUCCAACUCAGAGAUCAACCCAUCCUGUCCUGCCAGUUGAUUGAACCCAGCAUUGGGAGUCGAGGCGAAACCAUAGCCAUCUUGAACAUCAAGGUUUCAUUCCAGUCUGUCUUCUCCAGGUACAUGAUCACACCUGUGCGGGACAUCAACUUCGGUCCACUGGCCUACGGCUGCAAGAAAACCCUGAGCUUUACGAUCGAGAACAACGGAAUCUUUGAGACCCGCUACAGCAUCUGCACAGACUCUUCUCUAACAGUGAAGCCAGUGGUCCCAGAGAAGAAGGAGAAUGUUCCAGGGAGGCCCAAAGUGAGAAACGAGUCCUCCCAGAAAGACCUGACUCCUGUACAGAAUCGCCUCACGUUGGGGGUCUUCUCAGUGUCUCCCUGCGUAGGGAUCCUGCAGCCAGAGUCUCAGCAGGUGGUGACGGUGGAUUGUGCAGCUGACCAGCUGGGCAACUGGAGCCAGGGUUUGCUCAUUGACGUCAGUGACCGUGACCCCUCAGAUCAGCCGGGGGGCAUUCCAUACAGACUGCUGGCUCAUGUCUGCAAGCCCGACAUGGUGUUAGACAUGGCCUCCAUCUUUGAAGAGCAUCACCUGUGUCCCGACAGCAGACAGCUCUCCUCCGAGCAGUUUAACGAUGCUGAAGGGAUUUACGUCCUGGAUGAGAACAAGUUCAUCUUCAACAAAGUCCUGGUCAGGAGGACUGCUCAGGCUCGCUUCAAGCUCACCAACAGCAGCAAGGUGCCCUGUGUGCUCAUCUUGUCCAUCAAAAAUGGUGGUACCAAGUCGACCCGUCAGGUGGAUGCUUUUGAUUUGUCUGCUACAACACUGAACAUCCCCGGCCAGUUGCACGCAUUCGCUGUGGUCACUUUCACGCCACAGUCAAUGCAGCUAUACAGUGCUGUGUUCGAGGCCACAGUGGAGGGAGCCAGCAGAACGACACCCACAUUCAAUACCAAGGGGCUGAAGUUUGACCUGGUGGGAGAGGGCAAUCUGCCCAGUGUGUGUGUGCUGCGUCCAGCGCUGAGGACCAGCGAAGGAAGCCCAGCGUUACAGUUCAGACGGGAAUUAGUCGGGAGAAGAAAUACUCUGCCCCUGGUGCUGCUGAAUGAUGGAACUGUUGCAGCUCAGGUCCAGGUUGACAUGCUGGAUAAACAUGGUGUGUUCAGCUUCAACGCGGCUCCAGGCAACACCUGCAGCUCGAUCCACUUCACACAGCUGGAGGGCUGCACUGACUCAGAGAAUCAUCUGGUGCACAGAGCCACUCUCAAGCUGAAUGUUAAUGAACAGGUGGAGAUAAUGGUUGGUUUUUGCUCUGAUGAGCCCUUGAUGGUCGAGGCCAAGUUGACACUGCAGGUGGAGGACAACCAGUGCAGCAAUACCAUUAUACAAGUGACCGCAGAGACUUACCAGAGAAUCGUCUCUCUUGACAACAUCAACUGGUCAUCACAGGAAAUGGACCAGGACAAUGAGAGAGAUAGUUACGAGAAGCUGAAUUUUGGUGACUGCCAUGUAGACUGUCACUACCAAGAGAGUUUCACCAUGAAGAACCACAGCAGCAGCCAGGCGGUGAGGUUUGAGUGGCCUCCUACUGGACCUGAGCUCGUCUUUACCCCACAGGUGGGACACCUUCAUGCUGGUUGCUCUAAAGAAGUGACCGUCACCUUUAGCUCCCACCAGCCAGUGACCAUGAAAAGCAAGCUAAUGAGAUGUAAGGUUUGCCAGGUGGAGUUCGAGCAGCCAGUGGACCAGGUGGCCGACUGGGACGACCGACAGAGGACAGUCCAGUGGCUGAGUGGCUCAAAGGAGGAGGCUGCUACACAAUCAGAGCAACCUGCGAAGAAUCAGGUGACAAACCCAGAACCUGAGCCCUGCUGCUCUGUGGUCGAGGGCUCGCAGUGGGAGUUGGAUUUGCAGAUCAGCGCAGUUUGUGACUAUGUGAAGUUCAACUGCAUCGACACCAGCAUCCACUUUGAGGACACCAUGCUCUACCAAAGAAGACUCCACCAGCUGCAGCUGGUGAAUCAGGGUGGUGUCAAGCUGGAAUACUCCUGGCAGGUUGUCAUAGAUCUGAUCAGCAACACAGCCGACGACCAAGAAGCAGCAGUUUCGGCAGAAGCCCGUCCUCACAGCGCUGUGUCCAGUGAGAUGACUCCUCUGAGGGAGGGCCCUGAACUGUCUCCCUUCAGUGUGGAGCCCAGCAUCGGGUUCAUAGCUUCUGGUUCCACGCAGAACUUCAGCGUUUGCUUCUCACCUCUGGAAGUGGCCCAGUUUCAGGGCAGGCUGCUCUGCAGUAUUCCCAACCUGCAGGGAGAGAAUCAGGCUCCCUGUAUCCCAGUGUGCGGCCGCAGUCUACAGCCCCUCUGCCACUUUGACCUUGAGGACUCGGACUACGUCAGUGGGAACCACCGCAACCCGAAGUUCAGGGACUCUCUGGACCCCGACAUCAGGAUCUUAGAGUUCAACGCUGUCGGCCUCUCUGUGCCUACAACACGGUCUUUUGCAGUGUUGAACCCAACCGGCAAACUUUACUCAUACAAUUGGAAGUGUGAGAGCCCAGGUGGCAGCUUGUUUCGCUGUCUCACCCCACGUGGCAUCGUCCAGCCUGGGAAGCACGUGGAGAUGUUGUUUGAAUAUGUAGCCGAGCAGCUGGAUGUGGUGGAGUCUUUCUGGAGCUUUGUGAUUGAGACUCUACCGCUGACACUUCCUUUCCUGUUUGUGGGCAAAGCCAAAGAACCGCUCGUGUAUCUCAGCAGACCUCUCCUCGACCUGGGAGAAUUACUUGUCGGUCACAAAGUGGAGCAGACAGUUGAUUUGGUGAAUGGAGAGGAGGAGCCUUUUCUCUUCUCGGUGCAGCAGUCAUCUCUGCUCUGUGAAGACCAGCAGUCCAACAUCAUUGUGCAGCCCAUGAGUGGCACAGUGGCACCUAAAGACAGGCUGCCGUUGACUGUGUUCCUCACACCUUGCCGGGAGGGCUAUGUGAGCUGCAGAUUGACUCUGAAGGUGAAGAAGAAGUCAGAGCUGCUCACACUCACUGUGAAGGCCGACUGCUUCACCAUGAGCACUUUGGUUCAAGUUGAGAAUCCAGACGGGGGCCUCAGAGAGAUCGACUCCACCUACCAAGUCACUCUGGACUUUGGAGAGGUUGACAUUUCAAAGCAACCCACCAUUCAUCUUCUGGUGACCAAUCUGGCGAGAUUCAGCAUGGAUGUGAAUUUUGAGCUAACUGGUCCCAGUGAGCUGCUGAAAUACUUGGAGGCAAAACCACACAAUGCUCCUGUUGAGAGAGGAAAGCAGCUGCAGCUGUCGCUCUUGUUCUGUCCCAGAGGAAACUGCUACCUUCAGGAUGUCAGCCUGACUAUAAAGGUAAAAUAUGGGCCGACAUUUACCUUUGUGGUUUUAGGCAGGGCUGUAGCACCGAGCCUGGAUUUCUCCUUCACAGAAUUCAAUUUUGGCAAGUGCUUCCUGUACUGUCCUGGGAUGGUGCUGCCGUCCAAGACUCUGGUGAUCAGCAACAAAGGCGACCUAGACAUCAGUGUCCAGAGCCAGUUCAAGAACACCUCCUACCUGGAGAUGGACUUCCAGUCCAUUGUUUUGUUACCUGGUGCUGUGAUGGAGGUACCAAUCACCUUCUAUGCUCGAGAGGCGUGUCGAUACCACGAGAGGCUCGGCUUCCUCUUAAACGGCUGCGUUACGAAACAGGUGGACAUACACGGACAGGGCGUCGAGAUGAAGCUGCAUGUGGAGGAUCCAAAGCACAAAGAGGUGAAACUGGGAUCUUUGAUGUUGGGUCAGAAGGUGAAAAAACAGGUGGUUCUGGUGAACCGCAGCCGUACAGAGCUUUCCUUCACUCUGCUGCUCCACUCAGACACACUUCUGGACCCAAGGGAUCUGUCGUUCAGUCCAGCAGGGAAACUGAGCCUGAUGGCUCGUGGUGGAUCUUGUAAGGUUGAGAUCCAGUUCUCUCCUCGUCAGCACAUCCCUCCUUUCAAAGCUGAGCUGCAGGCUGAGCUGUUAGGACUGUUACACCCUCUGCUGACCAUCCAAGGCUGCUGUCACGGUGUGGAGGUGCGGCUGGAUCAGGACCACCUGGCCUUUGGACCUGUCGCUCAGCGAUGCCAGAAGACGAAGAGGAUUGUGAUGACAAACAGCGGAGACAUUGGUGUGAGUUUCCACUGGAACAAGAGGAGCUUCCCUGCAGAGUUGUCCAUCUCGCCGUCUAAAGGCUCCAUCAGUCCUGGCAUGAAGGUUCCUUUUGAUUUGACCUUUGCCCCCAAGGACCUGAGUAAGGACACGAGAUACGAGAACCUGACUUGCUCCGUCGAGAGCCGCCCCUCGCCCGUCACCCUCACCGUGACAGGCUCCUGCAUUGCAGCUUCCACUAGCAAAGAGGUGGUGAAUUUUGUUUGCCCGGUACGUUGCUCUCACCCUCAAACCCUGACACUGGUAAACCCCUCAAACCAGCGCUGCACCAUCCGACCUGCCAUCGAAGGGAAGCAGUGGAGAGGGGCGCCCUCUGUGACCCUGGAAGCUCUGCAGAGUAAAGCGUAUGAGAUCACCUACAGACCGCUGACCAUGACUGCUGAAGGAAAGAAACACCUGGGGUCCGUCUUCUUCUCCUUCCCUGAUGGGACAGGCCUGAUGUACCCGCUGCAGGGAACCGCUGACCCUCCCAAGCCAGAGGACACUGUUUCCUAUGAGCUUCCUGCCAAGACUCAACACACACAGUCGCUCACUGUGCACAACUGGCUCUCGGAGAAACAGAGGUUCAAUGUGCAGAUAAAGAUACUGAAGCCUGAAAAACCAGAUGCCACCAUGUCUCUGGAGGGUCCAAAGUUCAUCAAUGUUCCUGCUCUGACGAAGGCCGACUACAAGAUGACUUUCUCCUCAUACAGAGAGGGGCAGUACAACUACAAGGUGACAUUUCUUAACGAGGGGACAGGCGAGUACAUGUUCCACCUCGUAAACUUCAAGGCCACUUGUUCAGAAGUCUUAUCCACCAUCAAGCUGGUGAGCAUUGUACGCCGGACGGCCUCAGCCACUGUGCAGGUGGAGAACCCCCUGACCACAUCCACCUGCCUCACCACCGAGUGUAAAUGCGCCGACAUCAGUGCCCCACCUAAGCAGACUGUGCCUGGACAGUCCAAGGGUUCCCUGACGUUUGAGUACCAGCCUCUGCUUGUGGGAGAAUCCCAGACCCGGCUCACUCUGAUCAGCCCCGAUCUGGGUCAUUUCCACUACGACCUGCUGCUCAGAGCUCUGCCUGCACCGCCGGAGAAACCCGUCCACUUCAACACGUCACUGGGCAGCAGCCACUCUGUGCUUGUGAAGUUCAUCUCCCGCUUCGGAACAGAAUACACUUGCAAGGACUUUAAGACGGACUGCCCGGACUUCACCGUGGUCAAAGUCCUCGGCACCUCACCGGGCUUCCAGGCCGGCAGCGAGGCCAGAGUGGAGGUUUGUUUUGAGCCUCACCAGCUGGGGGAAGUGAAGGGACAGCUCACCCUGUCCUCACCCAUCGGUGGUGAAUACAUCUUUCCCUUACAUGGGAUCUGCACCCAUCCCAAAGCCCAGGGCCCGUUUAGCAUCAAGGCCGGUGGCAAGCUCAGGAUCCCAUUCAAGAACGUCUUCGCGCAGAGCAUCGCUUUAUCUUAUCAGGUGGACAACCCCAGCUUCAGUGUGAAAGGAACCGACACCAUUUCCUCCAAAGAGACAACAACCAUCGUGGUGUCAUUUGAGGCAGGAUGCCCCCCGGGGCCCUGGUCAGGCAAGCUGACCAUCUCCAGCCAGCGCAGUCAGGACACGCCUUGCUCAUGGGUCUAUUACCUGAGGGGCUACCUUCAAGACACAGCUUAGAGAGUGAUUCACAUGCACUCAAACACACACAUGCCAAAGGACUUUAUUGUGUUGUUACGGUUCAAGUUUUUAUUUAUUUUUAUUUUAUGAAUGCCAAAUAUACUGAAUAAAACAUUCUGCA